Molecule: messenger RNA, 5445 nt
Organism: Daucus carota subsp. sativus
Lineage: Eukaryota; Viridiplantae; Streptophyta; Magnoliopsida; Apiales; Apiaceae
Product: protein MODIFIER OF SNC1 1-like
Exons: 11
Coding region: 353-5047 (1564 amino acids)
Biological process (GO): epigenetic regulation of gene expression
Source: RefSeq, a predicted model, not a curated record
GGGCUUGGGGUUUGGGUUAUGCAAACAUUGACAUCACUCUCUCUCGCUCUUUAUCACCUUCCCUUUCCGAUCCCCUCUCUUCCCUCACCGCCAUACACACACAUAAACAACCCAGCUUAACAACGCCUCUCAAACGACGUCGUCUCAUCAGCACAUACAUCUCUCUACCUCUCUCCUCCAAGCUCGCAGAUCGAGGAUCUCUCUCCCUCGCUCUGUCUCUCUCCUUCUCUCUCUCCCCCCUCCCCCUCUCCCUCCCUUCCCCCUUCCUCUCUCUCUCUCUCUCCCUCCCCCUCUUUCUCUCUAUCCGGGCUAUUUUGUACUGUUUGGAUGACCUUUGUACUAUAUUGGAAGAAUGACAUCGAGUAUGCUUGCUGGCGAAAGGAGGCGGGCCUCUGCAAGAAGAGGUGGGAUGACAGUUUUGGGGAAGGUUGCUGUUCCAAAACCCAUCAACUUACCUAGUCAAAGGUUAGAAAAUCACGGCCUUGAUCAAAAUGUGGAAAUUGUUCCCAAGGGUAGUCUUAGUUGGGGAAGUCGGCCAUCAUCUUCUGCAUCAAAUCCAUGGGGUUCCUCGGGACAAUCUCCAGGUGGUGAUUGUUCUAAUGGUUCCCCAAGCCAUGCUGGGGGUCGCCCUUCGUCUGGUGGAAGUGCCACUCGGCCAUCAACUGCUGGCAGUGAUAGAAUGCAGGAACCCGUCCCCAGUGUCUGGGUUUCUAAUUCUCGACCAUCAUCAGCUUCUGGGGUUUUGACAUCAAAUCAAACAUCAUUGACCUCAUUGAGACCUCAAAGUGCAGAAACAAGACCUGGUAGCUCACAGCUGUCUAGAUUUGCUGAAAAUAUACCUGACAGUUCAGCAGCGUGGGGCCGAACAGGGAAUGCUGACAAAUUGGCAAUAGGAUCUACCAAGAACGAAGGAUUUUCACUAACAUCUGGAGAUUUUCCAACUCUUGGUUCAGAGAGAGACAAUUCUGUGAAGGAAUCUGACUCGCAUGAAUAUGGUGCACAUGAUCGUCCAAGAUCAUCUCCUGGUGAAGUAGCAGCAGCAUAUGACAGAACUGCAACUUCUGAAUCUGAUGUGAAGGCUGGAAACGCUACUUGGAAAAGAGAUGACACCCAACAUGCUGAAGACGGAUUCGAAUCUAAUUUAAAUAGCUGGCAAGGGGGUUACCCCCAACAAUUCAUGAAUACAAAUGUUCCUCAGCAUUUUGAUGCCUGGCGCGGUCCUCCAAUGAAUACUCCGGCCGGGUUAUGGUAUAGAGGACCUCCUGGAGGUCCACCAUAUGGACCUCCCGUUGCUGCAGGUGGAUUUCCUUUAGAGCCUUUUCCUUACUAUAGACCUCAGAUGCCACCACCUAGUUUAGGAAAUUCUCAGCCUGUUCCCCAGCAAGUCCCAGCGAAUGGCCCAAGAGGCCAUCAUCCAAAAAAUGGAGAUAUGUACAGGCCCCCGAUCCCUGAUGCUUAUAUGCAUCCAAGUAUGCCUGUCAGGCCCGGAUUUUAUCCUCGUCCAGUUCCAUAUGAUAAUUAUUAUGGUGCUCCGAUGGGCUACAAUCCUAAUGAACGUGAUAUUCCAUUUAUGGGAAUGUCAGCUGGCCCCCCUGUUUUCAAUAGGUUUCCAGCUCAGAAUACAGCUGAUCAUAGCAAUACCCAUGCCAGAGCCGGGGGACGUGAGCAAGUGGAAUCUGUACAUGUUGAUGAAUCUCGAGGGCCAUAUAAAGUUCUUAUUAAGCAACAUAAUGAGUUUGAUGCCCAAAGUGAAAAGGGGAGCGGCGAUAAUACUGCCCCAGGAAAUGUUUCCUUUCCAGAGAAGGGGAGCCAACAAAGAGCAGUUUUGCACAAUAAUGAGUGGGGGCCUGAUAGUAGAAGGGAAGAGAUGCAUUCUAAAAGACGAACACAAGGUGAAUAUUCUUCUUCAAGAAUAUAUGAUGGCAGAGGAGUACAUCAAUUAAACUCUGCCAGAGUAAUGUCAUCUGAAAGAUUUGACCAAGCCGAUAGGAAUUGGGGAAAAAAAUCUGAGACUGCAUCUGCACCAUCAUCUCUUCCAGAAGUUCCUCAUGUACUUGCAGCUGCCCCAAAGGAUUCAAAUUUGUUACAGAAGAUUGAGGGUUUGAAUGCGAAAGCUCGGGCUUCUGAUGGCCGCCAGGAGAUUGCAUCUUCAUCCAGCAGGGGAGAACAUAAAUAUAUGGCCCAGUUUGAUGCCAUCUCUAGUGCCUCAAAAAACAACAUUGGUUCUGUCGGUUUGUAUGCUGAAAGACCUAAAUCUCGAGAUAUUAUUCAUUCAUCCAGUCAAUCAAGUGUGGAGAGUACCAGCUCAAGGAGAGCGAAUCAUGGUGUGGAAGGCCGAUCGAAACACAGCAGUAAAGAAAUGUUUAACGAAGAUGCUGAUGUUUGGCGGAAGAAACCCCUUGUUGCAGAAUGUCUUGCACCAAUCCCAACACAUGUAGGGCCUGUCCCCAUUGCAGACAACCGUGAUCAUCAUAUUUAUGCAGAGGCUUCUGGGGUGACUGAGACAAAUCUUUCAGGAAAGGAUGGCGGUGAAACUCUAACCCAAAUCCUAGACACAGGUGACACACAGACACAGCGUGCAAGAUUCAAAGAAUUAGCAAGGCAACGUACAAUACAACUUCAGAGGGAAGAGGAAGAAAGAAUAAGGGAGCAGAAGGCAAAAGCUCUUGCUAAAUUGGAAGAGUUGAACAAACGUAGUCAGACUGGGGGUAUUAUGACAGAGAAAUUGGAGAAAGCUCCCCCAAUUAGCGGCAUCAUUGUAGAUCAAAAAGAGUCACAGGUCCUUGCUGAACCUGUAAAGAAUAAUCCGAAAAGUGACGCACAGGAUCCAGUUAUGGCCUUAGGCUCCAAUAUAGUUGGUCCCGCCAUUGAAAGCAGCGCCAUGAGGGUCCCAGAAAGUUCUGUUCCAUCAAAAAAAUUGCAAAUGGACAAAUCAGAGAUAGCAGAACCGGUAACUAAUGCUCCCCAGACUUCAUCCUUGAAACUAGAUUCUAUUGGUGCUGCUGAUGUUGAUGUCAAAGCUGUGCUCGAGGUUAAUGAUAUUGGUUCCUUUAAGCAUGAGCAGACAAGCUGCAAAAAGAUGCCAAAUAUCCAAAUGGAAAAGCAAUAUUCAGAGAGUUUAAUUUCAUUUGGCACAAUUGGAUUUGCAAAUAUUCACGAAAGUAUGGCAGUUGAGGGUACUGCAUUUUCUAAGACCAUUCCUGAAGGAAUUGUUUCAAGUGCCCCACCAUCUUUACCUGAAAAUACCAGUACUGUCGUACGUGAGGUCUCAGCCCAGAGGAAGAGAAGUUCCAAGUCUGGUAAGAAUAAGAACAAGUUUGAGAAUCCUCAACAAGGUUCUGAUCAACAAUUACAGGUGUCCAAACAAGCUGAUUCUGAUAAAGCUUUCCUUGAAAGUGGAAAGAUGAAAGUUUCUCAAAGCCAGGUGGUAAAGGAGGAUGUAGAACAACUUCCGGAGAGGGACCCCAAGGUUAGUGAUGAAUCCCAUGUUAAAAUAAAUAAUCACUGGAAGUCUCAGCCUCCUCGCAGGAUUUCAAAAACUGGACAAGCUAAUAAGGUGGCUGAUAGAUCUCAUGUAAAUGACGCUACUAUAUGGGCUCCAGUGCGUUCCCACCAUAGAGUUGAUGGUGCAGAUGUUGAUAGCAGGACAUAUGCACCAGAUUCUGUUGCAUCGACGACAAAAAAUAAUAAUUUAGGUCUGAAGAGCAAAAGGGCGGAAAUGGAGAGAUAUGUUCCAAAGCAAGUGGCGAAAGAGCUAGCUCAUCAGGGAACCAUUCAGAAUCCAGUAUCUUCCGCUGGUCAGACUACAAUAAAUGAGACUGCUGGCAAAAGAGAAUCUAGUUUCCAGGAGAGUUCUCAGCCAUCAGUACUUGAAGAUGUGGUGUGUACAGUUGAGUCGAAUAUUGGGGACAGUAUGCAAGGUAAACAUGCAAAAGGUCAUGGAGGAUGGAAGCAUCGUGUUUCGACAGAUUCAUCACGUCUUCACAUGAGUUCAUCUUCGUAUUCAAGCAAGAAUAAUCAGAAAUCUACCGACCAGCAGGAUUCCUUCAUACCUGAACCUAUUGUUGCUGAUGCUUGGGACCCUUCUGAUGGGUGGAACAUGCCCGAGGAACCUACUGCAGUUGUCAAUUCCAACUUUGGGAUGAAAGAUCAAGGCGUCGUAAAAGGCAAAGGGAAGAGACAGCCUUACAAAGGUCACAGAAACAUUGCAAAUAAGUAUGAUGAUCAGAAGAACAAUAAUGGUGGGGAGAUGUAUAAAAAGCCAAUUCAAUCUGCUGCCCUUGAGAAUGGUCAACAAGGGAGAAACGCUGCCGCAGAAGAAUACCGGGUCAAUGGGGAAAGGACAUCAUCUCUCUGGCAACCUAAAUCACAGGCAUAUUCUGCUAAUGCUCAGACUGGAAGGAGGUCUGGUGGAGGUCAACAUGUUUCUGAAGAAGCUGGCCGGGGUACGAAGAAAGAUUCUUCCCCAUUUGCCAGAGAUGCUGCUGGAGCCCUGUAUAAAGAUCAAAGUGAGGUUUUUCCUCAGCUUCAUCUUGAUCAGUCCCCGUCGAAAAAUAAGAGUGUUGGAGAGUCUUCGAAUGUUGUAUAUUCAGAAGGAAGGAGAGAGAAGGUUGCUUCAGCAAAAGAGCGUCCUCAAUCCCAUUAUAGGCAUGGUCUUGGCAGCAUGGAUGAAGCGGCCCCUCCUGAUAGUGGAGAUGCUCGUUUUGGAGAACGUACUUCUUCGGGGUAUCGCAAGCAUGGAAACCAAAAUAACCGGUCUGUUAGAGGGCAAGAAUUACGUGAAGAUUGGAGUUCUGGCGGGCAAGAUAACAGGCAUCACAGUGUACAUGGGAACAGAGAAAGGCAGCCACGGAACAUGCACUUUGAGUACCAGCCUGUCGGACCUCACAACCCUGGGAAAUCCAACAACGUUGAGGGGCCCACUGGUGGCUCACAUAAUAUGGGUUCAAGGUACAGAGAGAGAGGGCAGGGUCAACCGAGGCGAGGUGGGAGUAACUCUUACGGGCGAAAGAGCAGUGCCGUUCAAGCUGAUGUUGGCUACGAGUAACAUCCAGAAUAAGUUGAUGCUUGUUAAAGGAUAAGGGGCGUUUAAGGGCAAAAGAUGUCAGCGAGUUUUUGCCAGGAAUUUGGUCAUGAUUGAUUGGUUCUGUAUUCUUCUUAUUCUUAUGGUGCAAUCGGUUUCAUGUUUUGUAUUGUGGUCCCAGUUUAUCACCUGUGGAACCUUUUGGCAUUCCUAACGGAGCCUUGGAUUUAGUAUCUAUCCUUUGCAUGCCCCAAUGAUGUCGGAACAAUUUAGGCAAUGAAUUAGGGAUGUUAGUCUUGUGUAUGAUUCCUUGGCAUGUUUUGAUGAUGCACAAGCUUCUUGAUAUAAUUCUACAAUAUUCUAAUGUGGUCGACAAUCAUGUUAUCUAUAAAUUCAGCUUAGACUUGCUGAGUUUUCAUCAA